This is a messenger RNA of Stylophora pistillata, 1847 nucleotides long. RefSeq lists its product as uncharacterized. Lineage: Eukaryota; Metazoa; Cnidaria; Anthozoa; Scleractinia; Pocilloporidae. Gene Ontology annotation, molecular function: ATP hydrolysis activity; ATP binding; ubiquitin-protein transferase activity. The record is from RefSeq and is a predicted model, not a curated record.
UUCACGAAUUUUUCGUCCAAGUGAGAUUAUUCGGGCCCAUGGCAUACAGUAAGGACACAUCCAACUACGCGAGGCUGUGCCGCCUUCUUGUUGACAAAGGAUCCCAGGCCUUGAGAGACACAUUUGAUAAGAUACAUCCUCCAUCAGAUCUACAAACGAUUUUGUCACAAGGGAUUGUUCGAAGCAAACUUCAAUCCCUUAAGAACAAAAAAAUCAUCAAUCCCAAACAAUGGGAAAAUCUUUAUCCUCCUGUACCUUCAGCGGUGUCAUCAGUAAACUUUGAUAUUACGUUGCUUGCAGUUCUGCUGAGGAACAUAUGUAAUUUGAGUUUUCCCCAUAUCGGUUCGGAUGAUCUUCCUCCCCCUGAAGAUGAGAGCAUUCAGGCUGACAUAGUCAGACUGAGGUACUACAGGAAUAAUAUCCAUGCACAUGCGGUGAAAGCUUCUAUGGAUGACACAUCAUUUGAAUCCCUGUGGUUGGAAAUAAGUGAUGUACUUAUGCGACUAGGAGGCAACAGUUACGAAGAUGCAAUUUACGAGCUGAAGAAUAGUUGCAUGGAUCCCGAAAUGGAGCACUACUACCAAAUGAUGCUAGAAUCGUGGUCGAAAGACGACGAGAGCGUAAAAGAAAAACUUGACAAGAUGGACGAAACGUUCGGACAAAAACUGGGACAGAUAGAGGAUCAGGUGAAAAAUGUGUUGGGUAUCUUGAUGAAUCGCAAGGAAGAAGAGGAAGAAACGUUAGGACAAAAACUGGGACAGAUAGAGGAUCAGUUGAAAAAUUUGUUGGGCAUCUUGAUGAAUCGCAAUGAGGAAGAGGAAGCCACAAUCAAAAGAGGUGACCUUGAGACUUUAAUAAAGGCAAUAACAAAAUUAACAGAGAGGCUCGAAAGUACUACGGAGCAAGAAGAAGUUGCUGCAAAUGGAGCUGCAAUCAAAAUAAGUGCCCUUGAGACUGCAACAAAGCGGAUAACAAAAAUAAUUGAGAGGUUCGAAAGUCGUGUGGAGCAAGAUGAAGUUGCAACUAACGAAGCUACAAUCAAAAGAGGUCAUCUUAGAGCUUCAAUAAAGGAAAUAACAAAAAUAACAGAGAGGCUCGUAAGUCCUACGGAGCAAGAAGCUGCUGCAAAUGAAGAAAGCAUAAAACGCAUGGAAAAUGAAACACAACCCGUUAACAAGGAGUUAGAAACUGCGCCAGAACCUGAUGGAACAAGCCAAAACCAAGGGCAAAAAGAUUCAGAUGAAGACAACACAAGUCUCCUAGGGAAGAGUUUAGCUGAUUCUAAGGAAGGGUCAUCGCUGACUGCAAAUCAAGCAUCGAAUUAUUCAAGAAAGACCCUCAGAAGGCAAAACAGCGUGAAAAAAAUUUGUGCUGAAUUCGAAAAAAGGAUCAGUGAGGGGACUCAAAAAGCAAAACAACACCGAUCCUUUCAUGGGGCCCAAGAGUUCAACUCAAAGACAUCGCAAGAAAACUCUGAUGUUGGAUAUCAGCUAGAGACCAUUGGAAAUUCUUCACUCAUACAAUCAAAGAAGGUACUGGAAAAAGAAGAAAGACAAUCUCUUCAAUCCUCAGAACAAGACAUGGACACUGACUCAGAGGAAGAAACACAUGCUGAUUCUGAGGAUUAUUCCGAGAAUAGGAGCGAGUAUAUCGAUCGGGUUUUUCACCUUUAUUUGCACGAAAAUGAUGGUGUGAAGUCCGUGAAGAUAAAAACAGGGGACAAAAAAAAAUGUUCCCUCCAAAGUGAGCCAGGAUAUAAGGAGUACUGGAAGACUCUUCCUUUCCAAGUAAAGAAUUGUCAAAAAGGAAGCUUUACCUAUAAAUACAGAGUAAAAUAGACAUCUGGA